GGAAAAAAGGGAGAUAGCUUGGGUUUGUCACUAAAGAUGAAGAUUCUUUUAAGUACAGCUUUAGCAGCGUUCACCCUCACAUCGUGCAUCUACUGUGCGGACGUUACAGUUGCUUGGUGUUAUCACCUGCCAAGUUGCAAUGACGCAAAAUGGCCAGAACUUUCUCCAAAGUACUGUAAUGGAAGUAGACAGUCACCCAUCAACAUCAAAACGUCAGCCGCCAAAGCUGAUUCUACCCUGACUGAAUUCACCUUCACUAAAUAUAACGACAAAUCCCUAUUGAAAGAGAUUGUAAACACUGGCAAAACAAUCAAGGUUAACUUCAACAGUGGUGCGAAGGUUUCAGGAGGUGGUCUACCUGAGGAGUAUGAAAGCCUUCAGUUCCAUUUGCACUGGGGAAAUGGUUCCUCUGUCCCUGGCUCUGAGCACACUGUUGAUGGAAAGCGUUACCCCAUGGCGCUGCAUAUUGUAAGCCAAAAGUCAUCAGCAAACCUAACUGAAGCUCUGAACGAUUCCAAAGGAUUUGCUGCUCUUGGUUUCUUUAUCGAGGAAAAAUCAGGUGAUGCAACUGACGAACCUGCAAGCUGGAAUACUUUUACCUCGUACUUGAAAAACAUCCCAAACAAAGAUGACAAAAUCAACAUGGCGCCUGGAAUUUCUCUGGAUGAUCUUCUGACAGGUGUGGAUCGCACAAAAUACUAUCGCUACCUGGGUUCCUUCACUACGCCCACUUGCAAUGAGGUUGUGGUUUGGACCGUGUUCAAGGAGUCAAUCAAAGUCAGCAAAGCAUUAAUUGACCUUUUCAGCACUAUGGUACAUGUCAAUGGCAGUUCAUCACCUUUGAUGACAAAUGUCUACAGAAGUAUCCAGGUGGACCAACCUGUCACGACACAGAGCAGUAGCAGUUCCGUCCCUUCAGCAUCCAUCGCUCUGGUUAUAAUGGCUCUCAGCCUUGUGGUGGGAAAGAUUUGAUCAUUUAAAACAUCUUACCUUUCCGAUUAUGAUUAAUAAUCACUUCAAUGCAUGUUUUGAACCUGUAGAUGGAACUCUCGAAAUUGACGCCAACAUAAUGCAAGAUUACUGCAAAAUUAUUAUUCACAUGCAAUUUUAACAUCUAAAAGUAUGUAUUUGACGUACGUGGUGGAAGUAUUGAACAGGGUGGUUUCUUUUGAGGAAGGAAGGAACGUUUUUGAGGCUGAUGUUUCUGAUGGAGGUUCUGUAGGCUAUGACACAUAGAUGUACAGCUUCUCAGAGUCAAUAAAUGUUCCGGUGUUCAUGACUGCCGCUGUGUCUGUCCUGUUAUUACAGUUUAUGAAAGAUAUUAUCUGUAAAUAAAGACAGUUGCAAACCCGAAAGUCACUGGUUCACUCGUUUGAUAUCUUAUCCAUGG
Cynoglossus semilaevis (tongue sole) is the source of this 1390-nucleotide messenger RNA. RefSeq names its product carbonic anhydrase 4-like. Gene Ontology annotation, molecular function: zinc ion binding; carbonate dehydratase activity. The coding region runs from base 37 to 972 and encodes 311 amino acids. The transcript has 8 exons. Gene Ontology annotation, cellular component: plasma membrane. Lineage: Eukaryota; Metazoa; Chordata; Actinopteri; Pleuronectiformes; Cynoglossidae. The record is from RefSeq and is a predicted model, not a curated record.